Molecule: messenger RNA, 2836 nt
Organism: Oryza sativa Japonica Group (Japanese rice)
Lineage: Eukaryota; Viridiplantae; Streptophyta; Magnoliopsida; Poales; Poaceae
Source: RefSeq, a predicted model, not a curated record
AAAGGGAUCGAGCAGUUACAGUUAUCACCACGACUCGAUUCGGCGAUUCCGCGAGGGCCACCGCGCGCGUCGGUCUCUCUAUCUAUCGGAUAUACUCACACUGGCAAUCGGCAAAGCGUCACUCGAGCGUGCGCGUGCCAGCCUAAGCCCCCGCAUUGAAUUGCCACGCCACGCGCGGGUGGACGGGAAGGGAGGGGAGCGUCCUCAGUAAAAUCGCCCGGCUGCCGCAGCGCGCCUGCCACUUUGCUCGUCGUCCGUGGUGGAGGCGCGGUGGGGUGGGGAAGGAGUGUGUUUCGUGUGCUGUGCUGGGCUCGCGCGGCUCUCGUCCCGGGCUCCCGGCAGCCUGGGGUUUCUCUCCCCGUUUCUGUUUCUCGGUGAGGUGAAGUUUUCCGUCUCAGCACACUGCCAGUUCUUCUUCUUGUUCUUCCUACUCGUGGCGCCGCGGCGUCCUCACGGAUCGCAAGGUCGGGAAUUAUCUGGGGUUCUCGGGGUUUGUGGCUCCUUUCCGGUGAAAGGAUUCUUUUUUAGCGGGAGAUCGGUUGAGUCGGUUUCUUCUGUAGAUCUUAUCGUUGAGAUUUCGUUGUUUAUGUUAGGCGAGUCGGGGUGAGACUUAUCCGCGUUCCUCCCUGCGAUGAAACACGCGAUUUUGGAUUGUCGUUACGUUUAGGGAUUGUGGUUUUAAGGCUGUUCUUCCGUUGUAAAUGUUGGUUGCGCCAUCCUAUAAAAGAAAGGGACUCCUGUCGAGAAACACACCAUGCUUCUUCUGUCCUGAAGGUUUGGAAAGGCACAUUCUGAGGAGAUUUUUCUGUCCUACAUCGUAGGACAAUUUAUGUUUCAUUCCUGCGUGACCAAUCUAAUCUGAACCUACGUUGGGUGCGCAAAAGCCCUUGAAUGCAAUGGAAGGGGGUGCAACUCUAGCUGAUAAGGCUGAAUUUAAGGAAUGUCUGCGGCUGACCUGGAGCCAGCCUUACAUUCUUCAGCUUGUUUUCUCUGCCGGCAUCGGUGGUCUUCUUUUCGGAUAUGAUACAGGUGUCAUAUCUGGAGCACUUCUGUAUAUUCGAGAUGAUUUUACUGCGGUCGAAAAGAGCACUGUACUUAGGGAAACGAUAGUGAGUAUGGCUGUAGCUGGAGCCAUAGUUGGAGCAGGAUUUGGUGGCUGGAUGAACGACAAGUUUGGAAGGAAGCCUUCCAUCUUGAUCGCCGAUUCCCUGUUCCUCGCAGGUGCCUUGAUCAUGGCCCUUGCCCCAACACCGUUUGUCAUCAUUAUUGGGAGGAUCUUUGUUGGUCUUGGGGUUGGAAUGGCUUCCAUGACAGCACCUUUGUACAUUUCUGAAGCCUCUCCAGCUAGAAUCAGAGGUGCACUUGUGAGCACAAAUGGACUUCUUAUUACCGGAGGGCAGUUCAUGGCAUACCUCAUUAAUCUGGCCUUCACUAAGGUAAAGGGAACAUGGAGGUGGAUGCUUGGCAUUGCAGGUCUUCCUGCUUUUAUUCAGUUCAUAUUGAUGUGUAUGCUACCUGAAUCACCAAGGUGGCUAUACAGACAGGAUAGGAAAGAGGAGGCUGAAGCCAUAUUAAGGAAGAUUUACCCCGCGGCUGAGGUUGAAGAAGAGAUCGAUUCGAUGCGCCGAUCAAUUGAACAUGAGAAACAACUGGAGGGCUCCAUCGGCGAGCAGAGUCUGGUUGGCAAGCUGACGAAGGCACUGAGCAGCAAGGUCGUCCGCCGUGGGCUCAUGGCCGGCGUCAUCGCGCAGGUCGCCCAGCAGUUCGUCGGCAUCAACACCGUCAUGUACUACAGCCCGACGAUCGUCCAGCUGGCCGGCUUCGCGUCGAACAACACGGCCAUGGCGCUGUCCCUCAUCACCUCGGGCCUCAACGCCAUCGGGUCCAUCGUCAGCAUGUUCUUCGUGGACAGGGCCGGCCGCCGUCGCCUGAUGAUCAUCAGCCUCGUCGGCAUCGUCCUGUGGCUCGCCGUGCUCGGCGGCACGUUCCUCGGCGCCGCGCACCACGCGCCGCCGGUCAGCGACCUGGAGACGCGGGUGUUCGCCAACCAGACGUGCCCGGAGUACAGCCCGAGCGCCCGCUGGAACUGCAUGAACUGCCUCAAGGCCCAGUCCACCUGCGGCUUCUGCGCCCACGGAGGAAACAAGCUCCUCCCCGGCGCGUGCCUGGCGGCGGGCGAAGCGUCGCGGCGGACGUGCCACGCGGGGAACCGGGAGUUCUACACGGAAGGGUGCCCCAACAACUUCGGGUGGCUGGCGCUGGUGGCGCUCGGCGCGUACAUCGUCUCCUACUCCCCGGGCAUGGGCACCGUGCCAUGGAUCGUCAACUCGGAGAUCUACCCGCUGCGGUUCAGGGGCGUCUGCGGCGGCAUCGCGGCGGUGGCCAACUGGGUGUCCAACCUCAUCGUCACGCAGACGUUCCUGAGCCUCACCAAGGCGCUGGGCACGUCGGCCACCUUCUUCCUCUUCUGCGCCGUCUCCUUCUUCGCGCUCGUCGUCGUCUUCUUCACCGUGCCGGAGACCAAGGGACUGCAGUUCGAGGAGGUGGAGAAGAUGCUCGGGGAGAAGGACUACAAGCCGUGGAAGAGAUACCGUCCCGACGUGUCGUCCAAAGGGCGCGACAUCGGCCUCUCUGUUCCAUGAAAGGAAGAAGAACAGUGUUUGGUUUCAAGUUAUUUGGGUUUUAACUAGCAAUAAUCUGUACUCAGUUUACAUGUAGAGUGGCCGUUGCCAAUAGAAAUUAAUCAGUUGUUUCAUUGUGUGACACAUUUUAGAGCCUUUUCCCCUGUGCUUAGAACGUUUGAUGAUUUUUAUAUAAGUAAAUUGCGUCUUGGUCA